Messenger RNA from Psammomys obesus (fat sand rat), 5251 nucleotides. RefSeq names its product TSC22 domain family member 2 (gene Tsc22d2). Bases 239 to 2554 code for a protein of 771 amino acids. The transcript has 4 exons. Lineage: Eukaryota; Metazoa; Chordata; Mammalia; Rodentia; Muridae. Gene Ontology annotation, biological process: regulation of transcription by RNA polymerase II. The record is from RefSeq and is a predicted model, not a curated record.
CCCGCCCCUGAGCCACGCUCCGGCCGUCACGGACGGGCUGCCUUGAGGCACCGCGGCCGCGGAGGAGAGGAGGAGGAUGUCGCGGCGCGGCGCCGGUGCCCAGGACAGACGGUGACUUGCGGCGCGGGCCGAAGACCCAGGCGCGAACUCGGACUUUGUCUUUGGGGGCCCGUGCUCGGCCCUUCCCGGUUUCCGGUGGGAUCCCAGAGGAGCCUCUGUUUCUCCAGCCUCUUCCACCAUGUCCAAGAUGCCGGCCAAGAAGAAGAGCUGCUUCCAGAUCACCAGUGUCACCACGGCCCAGGUGGCCACCAGCAUCACGGAGGACACCGAGAGCUUGGACGACCCGGACGAGUCGCGCACGGAGGACGUGUCCUCCGAGAUCUUCGACGUCUCCCGGGCCACGGAUUACGGCCCCGAGGAGGUGUGUGAGCGCAGCUCCUCGGAAGAGACGCUCAACAAUGUCGGGGAUGCGGAAACUCCCGGGACCGUGUCCCCGAACCUCAUCCUAGAUGGGCAGCUGGCAGCCGCCUCGGCUGCGCCCGCCAACGGAGGCGGCGGCGUGUCGGCCCGGAGCGUGGCGGGGGCGCUCGCCCAGACCCUGGCGGCGGCCGCCACUUCGGGGUCCGCCCCGGGGCCGGGUAGUGCAACUCCAUCUCAGCCCCCCACCACUUGUAGUUCCCGUUUCCGCGUGAUCAAGCUGGACCACGGGAGUGGAGAGCCGUAUCGGCGCGGCCGAUGGACGUGUAUGGAAUACUACGAGCGGGAUUCAGAUAGCAGCGUCCUCACUAGGUCCGGGGAUUGCAUUAGACACAGCAAUACUUUGGAGCAGACUGCGGAGCGGGACAGCGGCCUGGGCGCCACCGGAGGGUCGGUGGUGGUGGUGGUGGCCUCCAUGCAGGGGGCGCACGGGCUGGACUCGGGAACUGACAGCUCCUUGACUGCUGUGUCACAGCUACCCCCGUCGGAGAAAAUGAGCCAGCCCACUCUCGCCCAGCCACAGAGUUUCGGCGUCGGGCAGCCACAGCCUCCGCCGCCCGUAGGUGGGGCUGUGGCUCCAAGUUCGGCGUCGCUACCGCCGUUCCCGGGAGCGGCGACCGGGCCGCAGCCAAUGACGGCAGCCGCUCAGCCAACUCAACUCCAGGGAGCGGUGGCCGGCGGCGCCCUCCCGGGGCCUGUUGCCCAGGGUCUACCACCGACGAAUGUAAACCUGGCGCAGCCUGUUGCCCUGGCGGCUCAGCCGGGCCAGGCGGUCGGCUCUUCGCUGCCACAGCAUCCUCAGCAGUUCGCGUAUCCCCAGCCUCAGAUACCACCCGGGCAUUUGAUGCCGGUCCAGCCCUCGGGCCAGGGUGAGUACCUGCAGCCGCACGUAGCCCUGCAGCCGCCAAGCCCUGCGCAGCCCUUGUCCACAAGUGCAGGCGCGACCUCUGCUUCUGCGGCCAGCUUUCCUCUGGGGUCUGGCCAGAGCGUCCCCUCCUUGGGUGCGCAGAUGAUGGGCACCUCUUCCCAACCCAGUGAAACAGUGGCCCCUGGUCCGGUUUCCGGCGGCCAGGCCGCGCCUAGUCAACCGCCUGGAGUGGCCGCAGCUGCUGUAGGAGGCGUGGUGCAGCCAGGCGCUGGGCUUACUGGGACUGGGCAGCCCCAGUCCGUGCAGCAACCGCCGCAGAUGGGUGGCAGUGGUCAGCUGUCAGCCGUGCCUGGUGGUCCUCACACCGUGAUGCCCGGAGUUCCAAACGUGCCUGCGGCGGCACCCGCUCCAAGCGUGCCUAGUGUGCCCACCACUUCUGUUACUAUGCCAAAUGUACCCUCGCCACUGGGCCAGUCUCAGCAGCUGAGUAGCCAUACGCCAGUCAGCCGGAGCAGCAGCAGCGUCAUCCAACAAGUUGGGCCACCCUUAGUGCAAGGCACACACAGUGCACCAACAAGUCUACCACAGUCUGACCUAAGCCAGUUUCAGACUCAGACCCAGCCUUUAGUCGGGCAAGUUGACGAUACUAGAAGAAAAUCAGAACCCCUACCUCAACCACCACUUUCUCUCAUUGCUGAAAAUAAGCCUGGUGUGAAGCCUCCAGUUGCAGAUGCCCUGGCAAACCCCCUUCAGUUAACACCUAUGAACAGUCUGGCCACCUCUGUGUUCAGCAUAGCUAUUCCUGUUGAUGGUGAUGAAGACAGGAAUCCUUCAACUGCUUUCUACCAAGCGUUCCAUUUGAACACGUUUCAGGAAUCAAAGAGCCUCUGGGAUAGUGCAUCUGGGGGCGGUGUUGUAGCCAUUGACAACAAAAUAGAACAAGCAAUGGAUCUGGUGAAAAGCCAUUUGAUGUAUGCAGUAAGAGAAGAAGUGGAAGUUCUAAAGGAGCAAAUAAAAGAAUUAGUGGAAAGAAACUCUUUACUUGAACGAGAAAAUGCACUGUUAAAAUCUCUUUCAAACAAUGAUCAGUUGUCCCAACUCCCAGCCCAACAGGCCAAUCCUGGUAGCACUUCUCAACAACAAGCAAUGAUAGCACAGCCUCCUCAGCCAACGCAACCUCCACAGCAGCCGAAUGUCUCCUCAGCAUAAAGCUUUCUUAAGCCUCCUUAAGGAACAAACUGAAAGCAAUCUUUCCUUGUGUGCCACUGGUGUUCUUUCCACUUUAUAGAAAGCAAGUAGCCAUGCUUCGGCUGUGUGCUUGGCCUUUUCAGUAUUAGACAAUCGUUCUACAGGAGCUUUCCCUCUCUAAGAUGUCAUGCAGCACUGUUGAUGUCCGCUUGUAUGUCAUCAGUACACGAGGCGGGUAAUAGAUGGGGUUUAUUAAAGCAAGCAGAAUCUGCAUUCUACAUGUGCGCAUGAGUGGGAUCUUAAAAGUUUUGGUGGCUCUCCUAUGUUUCUUACCACCUAUGGAUUUACCUUGAGCCUUCCUGUCACAUAACAGUUCAUCUAAAGAGCCACUUUUCUUUCAAUAUCAGUAACAUUUGCCUACGUAAGUUUUCAUUUAUUUUGUGUUUUAUUUAUUACAGGGCUGCUAUUUUCAUAAUGUACAUGAACAAUGUCACAGAACUUUUUUAAUUUUUUUGAAUAAUUACAAGUAUCAGUAAAGGAAUUGAAAGACAGGAUUACAUUUAAUAAAACGUUUAGGCAAUAAUUGAACAAAAGAAUCCUGGCACAUUUCUAACACUAAUGGCAAUUUACCGUUGGUAUUUAUUUUCAAUAGUAAAGAUCCAGCUUGAAUGUAAAUUUUGUAUAGUUGUAAGUAUGAAAAACACAGUGCACCUGUACAGGUAGUCACCAGUUAUUGUGAUAUAAUAAAUAAUUGGGCUAUUUUCAUGAAGAAAACUUUGUUCAUUUGUUUCUACUUUCUAAUAGAAAUUGCCACGAUUUCUCUGCUUUUCAACAUUUCGUAUGACUUUUUUUUUUUUUUUUUUUUUUUUUUUUUGGGUGGGAAUAAAAAAGCUGUGAAAUUGUUCAACCUACUUUGUAACCAAAGAAGCAAAGCUGUGUAAUGGAGUUUUGUUUUGUUUUAUAAUGCACAUUCUUUAUGUAUUUUUAUUUAGUGUUUUCUUGGUCACAAUUUUCUUUGCUGUCUAGCAUGAUCUGCAUGGCCUGUAAUCUUUGAACCACUUUCGUACCUCAUGUUUUUAUCCAGCACUCUUAUUGUACUGUGUACUAGUCUGUGAACAAUGUCAAAUAAAAAGAACGAGCAGGUCGUAUGGUGGAGCUGAGCUAGUGUACAAUGCACCAGCUGUACGAAACAAAAUUGAAGUGAGCCAUCUUUUGUUCAUUUAAAAUGGUGUUUUGAAUUUCAUAUGCAGAAAACGUUUUGUUACAUUGCAAAUUUUAAUGUAUUUAAAAUAAAUGCAACAUGCAGAUUAAGUGCAGUGUAUACUGAGUAUUUAAAUUAAAAUGUACAUUUCAUAAAUACAGUUUCAAGAGAAAGCAUCAUUUUGUGUAUACUAACACAUUAAGUGUAUGUCAGAAAUUGAUGUAAAAAUAUAUAUUUUAACACAUUUUCUGAAAUUAAACUACAGUUUUGUUCAAAUAUUUGGCUCUAUAUGUGUUCAGAAUUUAACUGUUUUUUCACAGUUUAAAAUAUUCCUUAAAUGAAAACCCAUAUUAUUAAUGACAAUGAUAGUUCUUAAAUUUUCAAAGUAAAAUAAUUUAAAGAACACAAGAAUGGUGAGCAAUAUUUGUACUCAAUAUUCAUAUUAUGUUAACAAUAUAAAUAGGAAAUCCUCGUCUACCAAAACUUUUACUUGAAUUCAGAAAGGUGCCUGUAGAAAUUAACAUGUCCUGUAUGGGUAGCCCACUAGUUAAUUAAGUCUUAAUGAGAAACAGUAGUUAUCUCUCUGUGUUAGAAGAGGUUAAAUGUUACCUAUUUGAAAUGUUCUAGCUUCAAAUGAGAAGCAUAAAAUUGAAACAUACAUGACGUUACCAAAUAUUUUUUAUUCUAGUUGUGCUACAGAAAAUAAUGUUGAGUAAGGAAAAAAAUCUCAUGUUAAUUAAUAAUAUUGGAAACACUUAAAAGAACUAGAUAAGUAUGUAGACUUGAAUAUGUAAUAACCCUAAGGAUUCAGAGUGAGAGUCUAGUAGAACCACCAUGGGCAAGAUAGGAUGUUAAACUGCUGUUGGAAUGUGAACCCGAAUAUUCUCUGUGCCCUUCCAGUGCUAAUAGUGUAGUACUUCAUUCAGAGAAAAACGUAACACCAGAAAAGGGUUGUAGGAGGAGACAAAGGGCAGAUGGCUGCCCAAGAAUGCACAAGAUCGUCUCUUUGAUGCCUGGUAUGGGAAAAACAUUGAUUUGUGAAAAUAAAAAAUGAGUUUUUAUUCUAGAGACAGAAAAACAUUUAAUAAACAAUACAAUAGUGGUCACCAAUUUAUUAACAUUUUAAGGUUAAAAAUGCUGACAGCAAUUGCUACUCUUAUUUUUUUAAAAGGGGGAAAGUCCUAGAAAAUGGUUAAGAAAAAAAUAAAAUUGGUUUCAAAAGGACUAACCUCAAACUAAAAAUUUGAUUCAAAUUAUUUUAAUCAAUUAUUGUUUAAAUAGCAGGAAUUAAUGUAGUAAGGUGGGCUCUUCUGUGUUCUGAAUGAAAUUUGUCAGUGUGUAUUAAGAGCUUUAAAUGUUAAUAAACUAACUCAGCGGCAUGAUGCUGAACUCGAGGUGCAGUGUUCAAGAAAUGCAGCUGUGUGCCUGUUCUAUAUAUCCACUCCUUCCCCUAGGAUUCAAAAGUUUGUUGAUUGUCUGUCCCUACCUAAAGUUGUAUAAUAAAGUUUACAUCUGAA